GCUGAAACUGACACAAAGUAGCGGGCUGAGGCCCCGGGGGGAGCGGGGCUGCAGCUCGGGGGGCUACAGCUGCGGGGAGUGAGCCGAGCGCCCCCCGCCGCAGCCCCCGGCAUGGGCUGGACGGGGCCUCCGGGGCGGGCGCCGGGCGCGGAGCGCUGAGGGUCUCCCAUGGGAUUGCUGGGACCUUGCUGGGUGAGAUGGCACUGUGUGCAAAAAAGCGCCCCCCAGCUCCUGCACCUCCCCGGGGGGCCUCGGCGCCGCUGAGGCCCAGGACAGACAGACAAUCUGCGCUCCCUCCGCUCAAACCGGGAUCAUGACGGUCCCCAAGGAGAUGCCAGAGAAGUGGGCCCGGGUCGGGACGCCCCCCUCCUGGAGUGGAAAGAAGCCCUCUUGGGGGACAGAAGAAGAAAGGAGGGCGCGGGCCAAUGACCGAGACUACAAUGAGAAAUUCCAGUAUGCGAGUAACUGCAUCAAGACCUCCAAGUACAAUAUUCUCACCUUCCUGCCUGUCAACCUCUUUGAGCAGUUCCAAGAAGUUGCCAAUACCUACUUCCUGUUCCUUCUCAUUCUGCAGUUGAUCCCACAGAUCUCGUCCCUGUCCUGGUUCACCACCAUCGUGCCUUUGGUUCUUGUCCUCACCAUCACAGCUGUUAAAGAUGCCACUGAUGACUAUUUCCGCCACAAGAGUGAUAACCAGGUGAAUAACCGUCAGUCUCAGGUGCUGAUCAAUGGAAUCCUCCAGCAAGAGCAGUGGAUGAAUGUCUGUGUCGGUGAUAUUAUCAAGUUAGAAAAUAACCAGUUUGUGGCGGCGGAUCUCCUCCUCCUUUCCAGCAGUGAGCCCCAUGGGCUGUGUUACAUAGAGACUGCAGAACUCGACGGAGAGACCAACAUGAAGGUACGUCAGGCGAUUCCUGUCACCUCGGAACUGGGAGACAUCAGUAAGCUUGCCAAGUUUGAUGGUGAAGUGAUUUGCGAACCUCCCAACAACAAACUAGACAAAUUCAGUGGAACCCUCUACUGGAAGGAGAACAAAUUCCCCCUGAGCAACCAGAACAUGCUGCUACGGGGCUGUGUGCUUCGAAACACCGAAUGGUGCUUCGGGCUGGUCAUUUUUGCAGGUCCUGACACUAAGCUGAUGCAAAACAGUGGCCGGACAAAGUUCAAGAGAACAAGUAUUGAUCGCCUCAUGAAUACACUGGUGCUCUGGAUUUUUGGAUUCCUGGUCUGCAUGGGGGUGAUCCUGGCCAUUGGCAAUGCCAUCUGGGAGCAUGAGGUCGGGACCCGCUUCCAGGUCUACCUGCCAUGGGAUGCGGCGGUGGACAGUGCCUUCUUCUCUGGCUUCCUCUCCUUCUGGUCCUACAUCAUCAUCCUCAACACCGUCGUGCCCAUAUCGCUCUAUGUCAGUGUGGAGGUCAUCCGUCUGGGCCACAGCUACUUCAUCAACUGGGAUAAGAAGAUGUUCUGCAUGAAGAAGCGGACGCCGGCAGAGGCCCGCACCACCACCCUGAACGAGGAGCUGGGCCAGGUGGAGUACAUCUUCUCCGACAAGACAGGCACCCUCACCCAGAACAUCAUGGUCUUCAACAAGUGCUCCAUCAACGGCCACAGCUACGGUGACGUGUUCGAUGUCCUGGGACACAAAGCUGAACUGGGAGAGAGGCCCGAACCUGUUGACUUCUCCUUCAAUCCUCUGGCCGACAAGAAGUUCUUAUUUUGGGACCCCACCCUCUUAGAGGCUGUCAAGAUGGGGGAUCCCCACACACACGAGUUCUUCCGCCUCCUUUCCCUGUGUCAUACUGUCAUGUCGGAAGAGAAGAGUGAAGGGGAGCUGUACUACAAAGCCCAGUCCCCGGACGAGGGGGCCCUGGUCACUGCAGCCAGGAACUUUGGUUUUGUAUUCCGCUCUCGUACCCCUAAAACCAUCACUGUCCAUGAGUUGGGCACCGCCAUCACCUACCAGCUCCUGGCCAUCCUGGAUUUCAACAAUAUCCGCAAACGGAUGUCAGUCAUAGUGCGGAAUCCGGAGGGGAAGAUCCGACUCUACUGCAAAGGGGCUGACACGAUCCUGCUGGACAGACUCCACCACUCCACCCAAGAGCUGCUCAACACCACCGCUGACCACCUGAAUGAGUAUGCCGGGGACGGACUGAGGACCCUGGUGCUGGCCUACAAGGACCUGGAUGAAGAGUACUAUGAGGACUGGGCUGAAAGGCGCCUGCAGGCCAGCUUGGCCCAGGACAGCCGGGAGGACAGGCUGGCCAGCGUGUACGAGGAGGUUGAGAGCGACAUGAUGCUGCUGGGUGCCACAGCCAUUGAGGACAAGCUGCAGCAAGGGGUUCCGGAGACCAUCGCCCUCCUGACUCUGGCCAACAUCAAGAUUUGGGUGCUCACUGGAGACAAACAAGAGACGGCCGUGAACAUUGGCUACUCCUGCAAGAUGCUGACAGACGACAUGACGGAAGUGUUUAUUGUCACUGGCCACACUGUCCUGGAAGUGCGGGAAGAGCUCAGGAAGGCCCGGGAGAAGAUGAUGGAUUCACCGCGCACCGUGGGCAACGGCUUCGUCUACCAGGAGAAGCUCUCUUCUUCCAAGCUCACUUCUGUCCUGGAAGCCGUGGCUGGGGAGUACGCCCUGGUCAUUAAUGGGCACAGCCUGGCGCAUGCGCUAGAGGCAGACAUGGAGCUGGAGUUUCUGGAGACAGCCUGUGCCUGCAAAGCUGUCAUCUGCUGCCGGGUGACCCCCUUGCAGAAGGCACAAGUGGUGGAGCUGGUAAAGAAGUACAAGAAGGCUGUGACGCUGGCCAUUGGGGAUGGAGCCAAUGACGUCAGCAUGAUCAAAACCGCUCACAUCGGUGUGGGCAUCAGCGGGCAGGAAGGGAUCCAGGCUGUCCUGGCCUCUGACUACUCCUUCUCCCAGUUCAAGUUCCUGCAGCGCCUUCUGCUGGUGCACGGGCGCUGGUCCUACCUGCGCAUGUGCAAGUUCCUCUGUUAUUUCUUCUACAAGAACUUUGCUUUCACCAUGGUCCACUUCUGGUUCGGCUUCUUCUGUGGCUUCUCGGCCCAGACUGUCUAUGACCAGUAUUUCAUCACCCUUUAUAACAUUGUGUACACCUCCCUCCCAGUUCUGGCUAUGGGGGUCUUCGAUCAGGAUGUCCCAGAGCAGCGAAGCAUGGAGUACCCCAAGCUCUACGAGCCGGGCCAGCUGAACCUCCUCUUUAACAAGCGGGAGUUCUUCAUCUGCAUCGCCCAGGGCAUCUACACCUCCGUGUUCAUGUUCUUCAUCCCCUAUGGGGUGUUCGCUGAGGCCACCCGGGAUGAUGGCACCCAGCUGGCCGACUACCAGUCGUUUGCAGUCACUGUGGCCACUUCGCUGGUCAUAGUGGUCAGUGUGCAGAUCGGCUUGGACACAGGCUACUGGACAGCCAUCAACCACUUCUUCAUCUGGGGCAGCCUGGCUGUUUACUUUGCCAUCCUCUUUGCCAUGCACAGCAAUGGGCUCUUUGACAUGUUUCCGAACCAGUUUCGAUUUGUGGGUAAUGCCCAGAACACCCUGGCCCAGCCCACGGUGUGGCUGACCAUCGUCCUCACCACGGUCGUCUGCAUCAUGCCUGUGGUUGCCUUUCGUUUCCUCAAGCUGAGCCUGAAGCCUGAUCUCUCUGACACGGUCCGCUUCCAGCUGGUGCGGAAGAAGCAGAAGGCCCAGCACCGCUGCAUGCGCAGGGUGGGACGCACGGGUUCCCGGCGCUCGGGCUACGCCUUCUCCCACCAGGAGGGCUUCGGGGAGCUCAUCAUGUCUGGCAAAAACAUGCGGCUCAGCUCCCUCGCACUCUCCAGCUUCACCACCCGGUCCAGCUCCAGCUGGAUUGAGAGCCUGCGCAGGAAGAAGAGUGACUGCGCUGGCAGCCCCAGUGGGGGACCCGACAAGCCCCUCAAGGGGUGACAGCUGGGACUGGGCCGCCCUGGCGGGGGUCAGGGCACGUGGGGGCGGGCCAGCAUCUCAGAACUGUGGGUCCUCGUCCUUGCCCCCCUUCUCCCCUGGUAGGCUGUCCUGCUGGUCCCAAGUGCUGCUGGGGUGUCCCCAGCCUGGAGGGUGGAGGUGGAGGGACCCACGGGCAGGGGCUGAGGCAUCAGGAACCAGCCCCAGUGGGGGGCCAGACGUGGAACCAAAAACAAGAAAAAA
This is a messenger RNA of Condylura cristata (star-nosed mole), 4180 nucleotides long. RefSeq names its product ATPase, aminophospholipid transporter, class I, type 8B, member 2 (gene ATP8B2). NCBI's taxonomy places the organism in Eukaryota, Metazoa, Chordata, Mammalia, Eulipotyphla, Talpidae. Bases 314 to 3940 code for a protein of 1208 amino acids. The transcript is spliced from 29 exons. Gene Ontology annotation, molecular function: ATPase-coupled intramembrane lipid carrier activity; ATP hydrolysis activity; ATP binding. The record is from RefSeq and is a predicted model, not a curated record. Gene Ontology annotation, cellular component: plasma membrane. Gene Ontology annotation, biological process: Golgi organization; phospholipid translocation.